Molecule: messenger RNA, 431 nt
Organism: Didymodactylos carnosus
Lineage: Eukaryota; Metazoa; Rotifera; Eurotatoria; Philodinida; Philodinidae
Source: the annotation of a GenBank genome assembly
CGCCUCCUUGAAUAUAAAAAAGAUGAACAUUUGAUGAAAAUAUAAAAUUUGUUACUUUUUGAUUUUAUUCUUUAAACAGAAAAAUGUCUGCUCUUAUAAAGAUGUCUGUUAAAAAAACGAACACAUUAGAAGUAUAUAUAUGCCGAUAUAUGUAUCAACAAUACAAUCAAAGAAACCGAACUAUACAAAAUAAAAUAAAAUAAAUUUGAAUUUAAAUUCUAUACUAGAGAAAUAAUUGGGGAAUAGAGGAAGAGCGGAAUAGAGGAAUAAGAGAGAAAUAAGAGGGGAAUAGAGGAAUAGCGACCGACCGACCGACCGGAAUACAUUUUGAAAUGUUCCCUAAGCCUGACCUCGACGCUGACCGGCAACGUUAUAUGGAAAAAAUGAAGCUCGAGCCAGAAGAAAAUCAACUACAGAAAGAUGGAAUUUAG